Phymastichus coffea is the source of this 5672-nucleotide messenger RNA. RefSeq lists its product as uncharacterized. The coding region runs from base 1 to 2649 and encodes 882 amino acids. Lineage: Eukaryota; Metazoa; Arthropoda; Insecta; Hymenoptera; Eulophidae. The transcript is spliced from 16 exons. Gene Ontology annotation, cellular component: plasma membrane. The record is from RefSeq and is a predicted model, not a curated record.
AUGUCGACGAGCAGAUGGAAAAAGUUUGAUACAGAGCUCAUUCGCUUUGACAAGCAUGACGUCUUUGAAAAAGAGAAAGAAAAAUUGGAUUCACCAGCAGGAUAUAUCGGCAGAUUAAACAAACGCGAGAACGAUGAUGAAAAAAGAGCAAGGAACGAGGAAUUCAGCCGUGAGACAGACAGCAAAUAUGGAAGUCGGUGGGGCCAGGUGGAUCUGUGGACUCAAAGCUUGACCGGCUGUCCGUGUAGCUUCAACUCGUCCAAGACAGCGUGCGCUUGUUGCGUACCAUCCGGUGGCUGCAGCUGCGGUGCUCAGGUACCCAACAGGUGUACCCAAUGCGGACUCGAGGAUUACUGCUCUAACAUGUGCAACGUAACGCUCAACAGCCAGCUACUGUUCAGCAAAUCGGAUCGCGGUUUCGGCCAAAUCAAGUCGCCGCAACUGGAAGGCCCUUCGCUGUGUACUUACCGAUUUGUACCGGACACGGGGCAAAGGGUCGAGCUCCAAGUCUGGCGUAUGAUAUCCAUCGGACGACACAACGGCACCGCGUGCGAAGGCGGUUGGAUACAAUUCGACGGCGGCGCUCGAAUCUGCGGCGCUGACAAACGACUGCACCAGCCUAUCGUCAUGUUUUCCGACAAACCUCAACCAGUUUUGCACUUUCAGAUCAACGAGAAUACCAAGAGAUCGCAAGUCUACGCGUUCUACAGCUUUGCCUCGACCGCCAGCACCUCCGUCGGUUGGCCUGCCAAAGGUGGUCAACGUGUCAACAAUACUGAGUGUGACUGGGUGUACGAGGAGAGCCAGUGUCGGAAGGGCUGCAUUUUAGCAAGUCCUGGAUACCCAGGACUCUAUCCUCCUUAUUCCAAAUGUCGAUAUCUCAUCACCUCAAAUACCACGGUCACCAUCAACAUCUCGUUCACCACGGUGUUGAUGCCGCCAAAGCAUUGUACAAGUGAUUACGUGGCGGUCUACGCUGGCCCGACGACGACCAGUGCCCUGAUAAAAACCCUUUGCGGAAGGCAGAGAGACAACGUCGUGCACGUCGGAAAGGAUCUGCUCGUCGAAUUUCGAUCUGGCCCGGAGGUCGAUCCAUUUGACUACAAUGGUUUUGUCGCGGCACUCAAUUUCAUUGAAAUGACCACCGAGACACCCACUACACCUAGUACUACCACUACUGCACAUACCGAGGCUAGUAGUCGAGAGCCCGAAGUUAUUCAUAUGCCGAACGCGAUAGUGUCUAAUGGCGUAAACUCCGGCAAUGGUUACCAUCAGAACAACGGACAUCACCGGCCAAAUUGCGACCUCGAGGUCAGCGGUGAGAAACUACGCAUGGGUUCUUACAGCACUCGUGGACGCGCUUCGGGAGCACAUUCCAAUCCUACUUGUAGGCUUGUACUUCAAGGUCGAGAAUAUGACACCGUGCAUGUCAAUGUGCCUAAUUAUAACGUCAGCGUUGCGUCUUGCAAGUCCCACAUCGAGGUAUUCGACGGACUGCUGGACGAUGUGACGGACGUCAAAUCCAUCGGCAAACUUUGCGGACCAGCAUCCGAGUCGCAGCUCAGAAAGGAGCAUUUGCCCACGGAGCACACCGAACGCAAGAGAUACUCCUCCAGCAGCCCGAACAUGACGAUCUUGAUAACGCGAGCGAGCGACGAGGACUACAUGGACGUGUCGUACUACUUUCACAACGAGAGGGAGUCGGGCACGCAGCAGCCAAAGACAUUCUGCGACGUGGAGUAUUACGGCCUAAGCUCGCCCAAAGCCGGUAUGGUAAUUCAGCCGAAAGUCAAUCGAUUCAACGCCGUUUCCAGCAACGUCAAGUGCAAGCAACAUUUCAUACCGGCCGCCAAUCAAGCCGUCGUCAUCACUCUCAACAGCACGAUGAAUCGAACACUCGAUACCCAAUGCACGACGCAAUGCGGCGAUCAGGGCUGCCGAUGCGCGAGCAACGAGCUCCUCGACGACAUCGACCACCUGCUUCUCGUGGCCCAGCCGCACGGCAAUGUGCUUGCCUGUCUGUGUGGCAGCAAUCGAGACUGGUUGCCAGUCGAGUUUUGGAGUACAACGCCGGUGUACGUCGAGUGGUCGCGUUCACGACAACCAGAUUUGAAUCUCACAGCCGAGUAUAAAUUCGUAGACGACAGCUUUUGCGGUGGUCAGUCUCAGCUUGCCACGGCAAUCGGUGAAAUACAAGCCGGAUAUUCGGCUAAUUUUAGCUUCGCUCUCAAUCACUACUAUCAGCAAAAGUGCACUUACGUACUCGACUCGCCACCUGGCCACGAGCUCUUCAUACAAAUCGAGUCAACGCAGACCAGACCAUGCACUGCUUGGAAUUUGACGGUGCACGAGUACAACAAGACUAUUUCUGAGUCUGAAGGCCCAAGGCUUUUCACUUUUUGCGCCAGGGAUAUCGCUAGGAAUUUCACUAUCUCCACCAAGCACCGCUCGGUUAUUGUCAAGCUGCAAGCGUUAGGUCGAACGGCGCCGCAAUACGUAUUGAGGUGGCGAAGUUCACGGGCUAUGAAGCCACGAGACAAUAAUCUACAAAUGACACACGGUAACAUCGUCAUGGCAAGUGCCUCGGCGCUCAAGCGUACCGUCAGCUCGCUGCUACUGCUCGUCGUUCUCCUUGCUCUGGUCACUUGAUGAAAUAAUGACGAACUUUAGCGUUGGUAAUCAAUUCCCGUGUGUGCGUGCGUGCGUAGUUUUUUCUUAUUACUUUUUCAAUUAGAAUACGACUACGCAUGAUUUUAUAAAAUCAACGCGAUUUUUACUUCUAGGCGAUGUUCUGGAAUUGACAGAAUACCAAGUUUUAUACAAGAAAUAAAUAGAUAAAUCCGAUAGUUUCCGUUAUCAGCGAAAGCACAAUUUUUGAAUGUGGGAUUUGUAUAAACGUCACACACAAUGAACUAUAAACGUUGAUCGAACGAAAAUCCUUAUGUAAAUACCAAAUAUUACGAGUGAUAAUAAUAAGAAUAACAAAAAUACGCAUUCGAUUUAAUACUAAUGGAUACAACAGGUUGCACUUAUUAAUAUCAACGAAACAUGUUAUUUAGUUUUUCUUAACGCAUUAUUAUUAUUAUUUUCCUUCCGACAUACUCAUUUUUUAACGUAUAUCGAAUGCGUAAUGAAUUCUUGCAACAAUUGAUUCAGCACUUUUAGAAUGAAAUGCAAAAUACAGCUGUAAUGACGUAAACAUACUUGAAAAAAGGUUUUACAAACAAAAGAUUCAUGGUCCUUUUAUACGAAAAAAUAACGUGUUUCGCACACCCACGACACAUUGCAGGUAAAAUAACAAAUUUAUAUAGAAAACAUGUACAAAAAUAAACAUAGGUUAAUAGUGUUGUACAGAAUACAAUGGCAUGGAUAUUGAAGCAGCACGGGAUUACCGUUGUAAAGUUACGAGAAUAACAAAGCAAAUAUUGAUAGAUAACUUAUGUAAUAAUUAGGAUUUAUACGAAAAGAAACAAACAAACAAACAAAGAAUGUAUUUUAAUGAAUGAGCUUUGCCUGUUUAGGCAGCCCUCGAUUACGUUGUUAAUACAUCCGAUUGUUGUCCAGAAUUGCUAAGAUUUCAUUAACAUUUUAUUUUUAAUUCUUCAAAUAUCACUUGUUAAUUUUUCAUUAGUCUUUAAUGAUUCGAAUUGAUGUAAGUCUUUUUAUAACGUUAGGAUUUUAACAUAUUGUACAAGUUAAUAUUGCAUAUUUUUCUCAAUGUUGACAAUCGAAAGUGAAUUUUGAUUGUAAAAUAUUCCAAUGUCGAAAUGAAUGGUACUAAUGAUAAUUUUUUAUCGAUAAAACUUGGAAUAAAAAGACAACACACAAUUUUUAUGUAUAACAAGUAUAUAAAUAUUUUAAUCGAUGCGAGUAAGGGCUAUUCUGGAUAAUCAGUCGUCAAUAUAACUUAUUGAUUACUAUUAAGGCACUAGGUACUAAAGAAACCUCCAAGUAUAUGUAACUAUUAAGGGUUUAUAAAAAGAAAAAAUAAUUAAAUGACAAAAAAAAAUAAAUAAACGAAUCUAAAACGAUUAUUGAUAAAGUAUUACGAAUAUACGAACAGCUUAAGCAAAGAAAGUCCUCGUAUUUUUAAUUUUGUCCUCUACCGAUAGCGUCUAAAAAAUACAAAUAUAAAAAAUCUAAAAAAUACGUAUGCUGUAUUAAGUUAAGCUAAUUUUUUCAUUUCCUUAGCAUGAAACAAGCUUAGAACAAAUAUACGAAACUUCUGUGCUUAAGCUGCGUGGUAGGGACGAUACACAGAUCCUUUUGCAAUGUUUUUAAGGAAGAAUAUUUCAUAUACAGAGAAAAAGUCGUAAACCGCGUAGACGCGGUGAUUUUGCACUGUCAUGCGAUAAAACGAGUGUAAGGGCGUCAUAAUGAUUAUAUGGUUUUAUGAAAAGUGAAAAUCAUGUAAAUACUUUAUUUAUCAGUUACUACUAGUUUAUCUUGAAUUCGGCUAAAUCUAUAUGAAAUGUAAAUACGAAAGUGGUUAUAAAAAGUAAAACAAACUUAUCGUAAAUGUAUAGCGAGGAAGAGGAUGUAUCCUAUGUACAAAUUAGACGUUAUUUCAAAUCGAAUAAAAAAGAAAAGAAAAUCUUUUUGGUUAGCGAUACGUUUGUUUAACAAACAUUCUUUCACUUUUCAUAAGACACGAGUUCGCUAAUUUACCUCAAAUUCUAUCACAAAUACGUCCAAAAAGUCACUCCGCCAGUGAAGUGCGUGCUUUAGGAUGAAUAUAAUUCUUAUGAAUUCUCAUACGUCAGAAAAGAUCGCAUCAAAGUAGGCCUAAACUUCGUCCAAAUCCGCGCAACUAAACUCUCUUGUUCACGGAAACGUCGACAAGUCAGGUAAUACAUCAAUUCAUGGCGAUGACAUAUCAAUUGGCAUAUAUCCACUGCAUGUUCCUUGUGUGUGUAUGUACGUAUGUGUGCAUGAAUGUCAUCGUAUGUCGAUAAUUUAUGCGCGAUUCGGACGAAGUUUUCAAGACUGAUUAUCGUAGAUGCUAUUCCGUUUAGAGUGUUCACGAUGUUAAUGGGUUCGGCCGAUGUAUAAUUGGAUUUAUCUCUUCGUCCUUCCUCUUAGUUGUUUUAUAUAUCAUUUACGCAAGCUUAAACUCGUCGACCUCGUCGAAACAAUGAUGAAAGUGUUCAGAUUAUUGAAGUAUUUACGAAUCUUCGCACGUGUAGUAUCGGUAAAAAACAAUUCUCCUUGUUUUUCACAGUAGAUAGAGUUCAAAUGCAAUAGUUUUACUGCCAAAAGUUAUAUAUGUAUCGUUACGAUAGAUAUCAUCGACUUUUCUCAUAUCGCGAUCUUUCUUCAAUAACUAUUUUCAUCUUCAAUGUGAGUUGACAUUAUAAAAUUGUUUAUUGUUAAUGGAUCCGCGUGAACGCGAAAAGAAACUAUUUUUUCACUGUUAUUUUUGUAUAUCAAAAUACGAUGGUUUAGGUGUAAUUUUAGUAAUUUUCAUUAUGAACUUUCUGAUUUUUUUUUACAUUUUUUCUUCACUUUUGCAGCUAAAAUGAUUGUAACAAAUAAGCAUUUUUCAAACUUUCACCAAGACUCGGUCUAAUCCUCUGAAAGCAACUAUAUGUUAUAUGUACGUAAUAGACGUGUAUAUCUAAGUCACAAUAAAUAGUCAAUUGUUUCAUAUAAUGAGAUGAAUAAAUGAGAUG